Molecule: messenger RNA, 11270 nt
Organism: Anolis carolinensis (green anole)
Lineage: Eukaryota; Metazoa; Chordata; Lepidosauria; Squamata; Anolidae
Gene: asb14
Product: ankyrin repeat and SOCS box containing 14
Exons: 10
Coding region: 3917-5680 (587 amino acids)
Biological process (GO): intracellular signal transduction
Molecular function (GO): protein binding
Source: RefSeq, a predicted model, not a curated record
CCUCCCCCAGGUGCCAAAUCUGUGUGGAGCCAUGCUCCUCUCUCUGCCAAGAAAGGAGUCCAUGUCUUUCCUCUACAAUGAAGUGACUGCAGAGAAAGGAAACCAGCACUUUUAUUUGUAGAGAGAAAUGACCAAAGCCCGGCUAUGUUUCUCUUUCCAAAGAAAGAGAACAUUUCCUUUCUCUGGGGAGGGAAAUGUAGACAGACUUUUCUGUCCACGAAAAAAGGACAGAGACUCCUGUCCCUAUAGACAAAAGCAAUGGAAGUUCAGCUGUGUUUUUGUCCAUAAGUCACUUCUCUCUGUGGUGGUCUCCUUCUCUGGAGGUUUUUACGCAGAAGGCCAUCUGCUAGAAAUGCCGUGAUCAUGUGUUCCUGCAUGGCCCUUGGCCUGGAUGGCCCUUGAGGUCGCUUCCAACUCUAUGAUUCUAUGGUCUCUUUUCUUGACACUGGAUUUGGCACCUGGGGAGGGAGCUGCUUUAAGAAGUACAGCAGAAGCAGACUGCACCCCAACAAACUUCAGCCACUCAUCCCUCCACGUGGCAACAGGUAAGUGGUGUGUGGGGUAGUUUGAUUGUGUACUGUACAGUAUUUUAAGCCUUCAGUGACAUGACAGAUGGGGGAAGGAUUUCAGAUAUUGCAUGGAAUUUGUAUUAUGCAAAGGGUCCCAGAAUGGAUCCUUCGUGUAAUACAUGGUUUGUGCUAUUGGGACAGAACUUAACAAUAUCCAGAAAGAUGCAAAUCAUGACUCAGUCCUAAAGUUCUGCAUAAAGUAACAUACAUCUUUCAGAUCUUUACAGUGAUCAAUUAGAGUUGAUGUGUGAAAGCAAUACAUUUCAAAGUUGGAAGCUUUAUCGGUAAAUCCUAAAUUUGAACAGGGCAGAUUGACAAUGAUAUUAGAUCCUACUUUUUUUUACCAAAAUGUAUAUCUAAAAAUUAGAUUACUGAGGCCAUUUUUGCCCAUUUUUUCUCCUAGACCAAGCCAUCUGAGUGAGAAAAGAUAGCCUACACUGGAUAUGAGAAGGGAAUUUCAAGUAUAUUUAAAGAAAACUUCCCAGUUCAGACAGACUUUAUAUGUCUCACUUAACCUAAAGAUGUUAGGUCAGAGAGCAUCAAGAACAAUGAGAGCAAGAUGUUUAAUGGCAGACCCCACAUUACAAACAUCCGACCUACAAAUUACUCCUAUUUAAGAACAGGGAUGAGACAACAGGCAGUGAGAGAAAUCUACCCCUAGGAAGUGAAAUUCACUCUGGAAAGAGUUAUCAUGGGAAGAAGAGUUUCUCCAUUCCUUAUUUCCACAAGCCAAAUUUUUCAAAACCCAAUUAUCACAAGGACAGAAAGUGAGGUGAAAUCUUCUGAACAGGAGCACAUACAGCAAAAAAACAAACAAAAAAACCCACAUUGGUGUUGACCCUUCCCUAUGCUAUUCAAAGCUUAGACAGAUAGAUAGGAGUUAUACUUAAAAUGUACCUGUUCUGAAUUACAUAUAAUAUAUAGGGGACUGCCUGUAUAUUAUAGCUGUGUUGGAUCUGUGAAACUCAGCCAAGGCGAAGGAAUGUGUGUUCACAUUGAAUAAGUGUUAUGGUUAUGAGUACACCCUAUGCUGUGUCAAUAUCUUUACAAGAUAUAUGUGGCAUAGCAGGGUGGAAGGAACCAACUUCUUUAAUUAAGCAUUGUAAAUUGGAUAGGUAUAAAUCGGCAUGAGAUUAAUUUGGAAGAGCAGUUCUUCAAGCUGUGGUUUCAUAGUUUAAAAGUUUAAAAUUUAGUAGCAGUCUAGUGUUAGAGAGCUUGGAUAAAUCUCAGUUAUGGUAGAUUGCUCCUCUGUGACAUCUUGAAUACUUAUACCGAAUAACCAUUCUGGGUUUGCAGGAAAUACCAUCCAUACCUGUUCUCCAUGGAAAAUUAGUAAUAGGAAUACUGAGACAACGUUUUCAGGAGUUAGGCAUAGGAAUAGGUCAGGACUAGAUAAUCAAACUGAAUGAGAAAAGAAGGAAUAUUAACUGACCAAAUGGGGGAAAAACAUUGCGUUCUGUCUAGUUGGCUUGGCACAUAGGAAUUUAGAGUGCACCUCUUGUCAUCCCAGAAUGAAUAUUCAUGGUGGAUUGCUCCUCCUAUCCUUACAGGUUGAAUAUUCACAGUAAGUAUAGCUUCUCAUACACAUUCAGCUAAAGGUAAGCAGGAGGACACAUAUGUAUAUUGAUUUCAGUGGUAGAUUUAAGGCAGUGGUUCCAAAUCCGUAGGCCGUGAGAUCUAAAAUAAGGUCCGCAGCCAGGCGUACAUGCCUCUGUUGAAGGAGAGUGAGAAAGAGAAGGAGAGGGAGAGAAGGAAGGAAGGAGGCCAGUGCCAUUGCUCUUGCCCUUUCGCUGGUUCCCUGGCGCUAUUGGAGGAAAGCAAGAUAGAGGAGAAUCUCUCAAAGUAACUAUUAUUAUUAUUAUUAGCUCCCAUUGCCACACAUCAGUUGUAAUGGGAAAGCAGCCCUUUGUAAGACCCUGUUUAGUCCCCCAAAGCUGCUGCUGCUGCUGCUGCUGUUGUUAUUGUUGUUGUUAUUAUUAUUAUUAUUAUUAUUAUUAUUAUUAUUAAUAUUAUUAUUAUUAUUAGCUUCCAUUGCCAUACAUCAGUUGUAGUGAGAACGCAACCCUUUGUAAGACCCUGUUUAGUCCCUCUGAGUAGUAGUAGUAGUAGUAGUUGUUGUUGUUGUUAGCUCCCAUUGCCAAACACAAGAGUUGUAAUGGGAAAGCAACCCUUUGUAAGACCCUGUUUAGACCCCCAAAGUAGUAGUAGUAGUAGUAGUAGUAGUAAUUAAAGCUGUUAGGGACAUUUUCUUGGGUCUCACGCUCCGCUUUUUGUAUUUUUUUCAACCUAAGCCCCCUCUCCUUCUUUUUUUUUACAUGAACGUUAACAAAAUCCACAGAUAAUAACACAGCCUUUUUCUUGGUGUCUUCAUUUUUAGGCCUGUUCCUGUGGUUAUUUGGGAUGCUGAUUCAGAAAAUUUCAUUGGAUAGACCACAUCAGCUGUAGAUUAUUAAAUAUGGUUUUCUGUGGGUGAGCAGAUGGCAACUACUGGGUGGCAUAUGUUCUGUAUCAGAAACUAGAGCUGAUGUGGUCUAUCCAAUGCAAUUUUCUGGAUCAGAUAACCCCAAAUAAUCAAACCAAAUCUAAAGUUCAUCAAAAACUGAUUCAUAACCCUUUUGGUACUAAUGCUGGAGAGUGGUCCCUGGUCAAAGUGGUCCCUGGUCAAAAAGGGUUGGGAACUGAUUUAAGGACAUGUGUUAUCGACUGCCAUGCAAACUAUGGCAAUUGUCUUUGCUGUUUCUCAGGUUUACAAAAUAAAUAGAUACAAUCUGAAAAUUGUAGACACGAUCUAUUGGAUCUUACCAAAAACAUUACAUCCAGUAACCAUUGAAAAUGUUUUAACCACAGGAAAUUAUUUUAAGUUUAAUUUAUUAUCCCUUGAAACAGCUUUAAUACAAACUUCAUUUAAGAGUAUUCUGACAGACUAGAACAAACCCAUUUUCCUUCCAGUUCUUGAAAUGUUCAUGCUCACCUAAUUGCAUCUGGUGCAUUUUGGUGAAAAAUGUUGGGGUGUUUGAUCUUUUUUUAUUCACACACCAAGCUCGGGUCUUUACUGAUAACUCUCAUGUAGUCCCUUGUUGAAACUUGUGGGUAAGGCAGAGUAUCUUAUGCAUUGGUAUUUAUAGUAAGUUAGUCAUGGAUAUGGACUAUGCAAGAAGCAAGGAUCACCUUUCAAUACAUCACCCUUACUUAGCCUUAACACAGGCUGCAAGAACUUUUCUGAUUCGAAUGUGGAAGAAAGCAACUGAUGUCUCUGGCAAACAGAAGAAUCUAUAAAUUGAAAAGUCUGGCAUAGAACCGCCAUUUAGUCCCAUCUGGUUUUGUGACCUAAGACAUGUGGUUUUAACAUGUAUGAUAUUACAAAUACAGAUGAUGAUGUUGAUGAUGACAUACCUACUCAGUAUGUCAUUCAACAAAGCUUGCAGGACAUUCACAAAAGCAAGUCAGUGAAUACAGAAAAGUGUGAUAGCUUUAGUUUUGCUACAAGUGAAAAUCAUAAGGCAAUAGUUGCUGCCAUUCGGACAGGUCAAGAAGAGACUCUGCUCAGCCUGAUAAGGAAUGUCGCUGCUUUUCGGGAAGUAGAUGGAGAAGGCUGCCUUCCUUUGCAUGAAGCUGCAGCACAACCAAAUAGGCAUAUUCUAGAAAUAAUUCUUAAAGCUUCUCACCCCGUUGUAUGGCAGCAAACAAAUCUGAAAGGAGAAACUCCUCUGUUUUUAGCAGUAGACAAAUGUCUUGUCAAAAAUGUACAUUUUCUACUUCUCAAUGACUUUAAUCCUGAUGUUAAAAAUGAAGAAGGGGAUUCUGCCUUAAUCACUGCUAUUAGACAUAAAUCCUAUGAAAUUGCCUCGUUACUGAUACAAUUUGGUGCUGAUGUCAACUUACAGUGUAUCAAUAAGAGAACAGCUUUACAUGAGGCAGCAAGGCUCGGCUUAAAAGACAUGGUGGAGCUUCUGCUCUGUUCAAAGGCAGACCCAGACCCACGGAGUUCCUAUGGGCUCACACCUUUAGCCCUGGCAGCACAGAAUGGGCAUACAGACAUUUUGAAAAUAUUGCUGCGUAAAGGUGCUAAUGUUCUUUCCCAGGCAUCUGAUUGUGCGUCCAUAUUAUUUGAGGCUGCUGGAGGAGGAAAUCCAGACUGUGUCAAUCUCCUUCUGGAAUAUGGAGCUGAUGCCAAUCUACCAAAGCAUUCAGGUCAUCUGCCUAUCCACAGAGCUGCUUAUAGAGGACACUUCUUAGCUCUGCAGAUCUUGGUUCCAGUAACGGAUCAUUCUGACAUAAAGGAAAGUGGAAUCAGUCCACUUCAUUCUGCAGCAGCAGGAGGGCAUCCUCAGUGCCUUGAAUUCCUUCUAAAAUCUGGUUUUGAUGUCAAUUUUAUGUUGCAUCAGAGAAUUCGAAAAGGCUAUGAUGAUGAGAGGAAGUCAGCCUUGUAUUUUGCUGUCUCUAAUGGUGAUAUUACCUCAGUUCAGUUGCUCCUGAAAGCUGGAGCUCUACCAAAUCAAGACCCAGUGAACUGUCUCCAGCUGGCCUUGCGGAUGGGCAAUUAUGAGCUCAUUAGCCUCCUGCUUCGUCACGGGGCAAACGUGAACUACUUCUGCAGGGUUAACACAACUCAUUUCCCAUCAGCACUGCAGUACACACUAAAGGAUGAAGUCAUGUUAAGGAUGUUGCUGAAUUAUGGGUACAAUGUUCACCGUUGCUUUGACUGUCCUCAUGGAGACAAUGCACAUUCCCAGUACAUGUUUGAGGGGUGGACCUCAACUGUUAUCAAAGACACAAUGUUCUGUGAAGUUAUAACUUUAACAUGGUUAAAGCACCUCGCUGGGACAGUAGUGCGUGUGAUGCUAGAUUAUGUUGAUCAUAUUCGAAUCUGCUGUAAGCUUCAAGAUGUCCUUCAAGAACAAACACUGUGGCCAGAAAUUCAUGCAAUUUUGACAAAUACCCGUUCUUUAAAACAUCUUUGCCGUCUGAGAAUCCGAAAAUGCUUAGGCCGCUUGCGUCUGCGUUGUCCCGUCUUCUUGACCUUUCUACCACUUCCAAACCGUUUGAAAGAAUAUAUACUCUAUAAGGAGUAUGAUCUCUAUGGACAAGGAAAAUUGGAAGGGAUCUACUAACACAGAUGAAUAACACUGUGUUUAGAGAGUGUCUUAUUCACAUUCUAUGAAAAUACAUGUUUUAGCUUAUGUAAGUUUUAGAAAAAAAGAUAUGUGGAAUAAAACAUGCAACAUGAAUCAUGGUUAAUAAAAUGUUUGUGGAUAAAACACAGCAUCAUCUGCAGUAGAUCUAUAUAUUCUCAUUAAGAAAUGAGCAAUAGAGGGCACAUUAAGUUGGGUGACUUUCAAAAAUAUUAACUAGUAUACAACUGCUUUUCCAUGAACAGAGAAACACAAAUCAAAUUACAGCUUGACUGUAAUAUUGUUCAAUUUAUUCUUUUGGGGCAGUAGGCAAAUUCAAGUACAGUAGAGCCCUGGUUAUCUGAAUUCUGCUUAUCCGACACUCCGUAUUAUCCGAGGGCAAAGGCCCUCCCUUGCUCUCUCACCCCACCAGGUCCCGGUGGAGCCGGAACCCAGCCAGUGAAUGAGCCAAGGACAGACGGUGGGCGAGGGACGGAGGGCGGCAAAGGCCCUCCCUCCCUCCCUCGCCCCCCAGGGUCCCAGUGCAGCCGGAACCCAGCCGGGUGAGUGAAUGAGGGACGGAGGGAGGCCGGCAAAGGCCCUCCCUCCCUCGCUUGCUCUCUCUCUCACUCACUCACUCGCCCUGCCAGGUCCUGCCCUUGCUGCUGCUGGAUCCCGGCCUGGUAAGUGAGCGAGGUAGGGAGGGCUCCCUGUUAUCCAUUAGUUUCGCUUAUCCGUCAUUCUGCCCGCCAAUUUAUGACAGAUAAGCAUGACUGUAAUUCAAUAAAUGUAAAGAUGCAUUUAUUUUUAACAAAUUAUAAACCAAAGUGUUUAUAGUGGAUGGUUUGCUUUUUAACCCUGUGACACACACAAAAAAUGGGCCCAACAGUAUACCAGCCGAAAUUCAUAAUAUCAAGUUGGGCAAUGGUCCAGCUUCUCUAAGCAACUGUGGCCAUCCUUUAACAAUUCAUGACGUGUAUUAAGGCGAAUUAAAGGUAUUUUUCCAGAUGUUAAUUUUUUUAUUAAGCACAAUAAAUGAUUCUCCAACUAUGGAUAAAUUCCUGUGUGCCUGACAGGCUGAAAAUACAUUUGACAAAACUUUCAGGUAAUUUUGAAUUUUGGAUACAUCAUGAACUUUUGGGGAACAAUGGCAAGCGACAUAUUUACAAACCAUUACAGAAAUCUAUUUUUAAAAUUAAGUGGACUUUAAUGAAAUCCUCCAUACACAUAAUUUGAUUAGUAGCAAAAUUUCAAUCUGCAAUUGACAACAUCAAGUUGAAAAUCACUAGCUAUUUAUUAACACAUGUAUUAAGGGAAGUUGUGUUACAAUCUUUAAAACAAUGCAAAAAUCACAACCACUGGAACAGGACCAAACCAUUACUUUACCAGUAAGAAUUUGACCAAUCCACUAUAUUGCAAAAAUCACUGAUUGGUGUUUCUUUUUGUACCGACUUUGUGGCUUGCUUAUUAAUCUUAUCAUGACAGAACACUGUUCCUUCUAUCCUACAUGCUGGAUUAUUCUUCCUUCCGAACUAGAACCAUUUGGGAAAGGAGGGGAGUGUGGUUCUCCCCAUCCAACCUUUCUGCAGGCCAGAGGAUGACCCACAGAGAGGGCAGCUCCGCUUUCUCAUCUUCCGCCUGCCCUGCUUGGUACUGGAGAGAUGGAAGAUGAGAGAGGCUGUAAGGGAAUCUCCCCCCCCCCCCCAGGUAUCUCCUACCACUCACCCCUAGCUGGGACUGGGAUGCUCUCCAAGGUCAAUGGCAUCCCAGUGGAGAACCCAGAUUCCCCAUCCCCCUCUUUCAUUGAUAUGGAUAAAAUGGACUCUGAAGAAAGCAUACCCCCAGGUAAGUUAUUCUCGUCAAACAAAGAGAGGGAGGGGAGAGACAAUACAAUUAAGGAUCCUAAUCUGAUUUUUAAAAACACCACCAGCUUAAUUUGCAAACAAACCAAUUUCUUCAGAUUACAAUUCAUGAUGGAUGAAGAGAGGAACAUUAAAUGAUAUUUCUUGUUGCUACAUGUCUCAAGAAAUCACAUGCAGCAAUCCUAUUCCCUUCUUAAACUUUGUUUUUAAAGUAUGAUCUAGUUUAUAAAACUGGAAUUUAAAAGAAGAAAAGCCCCAGCACCUAGAGUGUGGAGUUCAGCUCUUGCACCCUUACAGCACAAUUCCAUACAUAGUUUACUCAGAAGUAUGCCCGAUUAGAUUCAGUGGGUUACUUCUUGAUAAAGACAGUACAGAACUGCAGCCAGGUAAAACAGGAGGGAAAUUACAUUGGAUUGUUCAAUAUCGAAAGAAAAGUUUAUUUCAUGAUUAUGAAGCACUGCUUUGUACACCAAAGUAUCCCUACAUCAAAAUAAUCUCUCUAUAGGAAAAUACAUGCUUACCACAUGGUAAGAAGUGGGGCACGAACUAUUUUUGCAACAUGAACAUACCAACCAAGCAGCUAAAUAAUUUUUCUCUGUAUAGAAUGUACACUUAACAGAAUUAAUGUGGGAAUUAUGGGAUAUUUGCAUAGGCAGGAAAAUCUGUGCCAUCAAACUUGGUGUGGCAUCCUGUUUGGGAAAUUUACAUGCAUACAUUUCCCUGACAUGUGUUUUUUGGGGACACAGGCAAUGCUACUCCUUUAAUCCCUUACCCAAAGCACCUAACGCCCCACCCCUCAAAUAAUUAAACAGUGUCAGAAGCCCCCUCGUAGCCACCCCAUACUUCAUGGGAAGCAGGCAGGAUCACUAGAACCUCUAGCUCAGACAUGGGCAAAACUUCAUCCCUCCAGGAGUUUUGGACUUACCUGCCGGCUGUUAGGAAUUGUGGGAGUUGAAGUUCAAAACACCUGGAGGGCUGAAGUUUGCCCAUGCCUGUUCUAGCUACAUCCCAUUUGUAUGUACCAAGGAAUGAAACGACAUUGGCACAGCAUGGGUCCACAUAUGGACUUACUGCAUUAUGCUGAGCCAUACAGGGUUGCAGCCCAGUUGUAGGAAGUAUAAUAUAUAUUCAGCAUAUGUACUAAUUGCAGAAUAUGGAUGAACAGAUCUGUCAAAUCUAUUUCCAUAGUUUUACUCCACAAGUUAGUUCCACAUAAUUUUUUUUAAAAAUCUGUACAUAUUUGCUGUGCAUGAAGGCAUGCCUCAAAUAGGUCAAAUGUCCCAUUUUCUAAGAUAUGUUUGUGCAUGUUUUAGAAGUACACAGAGUAGUUGUUGUACAUUUCAAAAAUAUGCUUUUGGAAUGAAGCUUUGUUUUCUUUCACAGAACACGUUGCCAGCCCAGAAAUGUACAGCGUACAUUUCCAAUCAUAAGCUAACUAGUUCUGUAUUCAGUAAAUUGGGUAAACCCAUCUUUUAAAAACUGAUAAUUUUGGACACAUCUCUGUUCUAGGAUUAAUACAAUAUAUAUCAUGGCUUACCACAGUUCACCAAAUUUAAACCUUUAAGCAUGAAGACUCUCCCCUUUCCAACAUAAUCAUAUAAAUGUAUAAAUGUAAACACACACUUUCAUCAAUUUUCCUUCACAACAUAUGCAAAAUGUGAGCUUCCAAUUCAACCAAGAGCAAACCACUACACCCUUUUAAAAUUGAUAUCCUACUUAACAUGUAAAAGAUAAAAAUGACCAGUUUUAUUAGUGAGGAAAUUUGGUAUUACGCAUAUUAUAAUACAGUGAAGUAACAUACAUAUCUUUACAUAUAUAUAAAUACAUACACAUACAAUGCAGGAGACAACUGCUGGAGGUUAGCUGCAAAUUAAUGAACAUCACCUUUUGACAUAAAUUCAGAAUUCAUUUCAACACAAAUCUCAGAUUCCUAUGUUAUAUAGGAUUGUGAGCAGCUCAAAAAAGCAGUACAGUCGUUAAUGACACCUUUUGCCAAUUAACGUGAGCUGCCUCAAAUAUAAAGAUAUGAUUAAUUAGUAUUUUGCAUAAAACAAUUGAGAACUCCUAUGAAUGCCAUCCUGGGAUGGCUGGAAAGGUAAUCCAUCCCACGUGCCAAUCCAACAGGGUAGAACAUCAUUUUAUUUUUCUUGUAACCGGUAGCCCCUUUCCUUUUUCACUAGUUUCUAUAAUCCUGCCAAUACAAUCUGAUGAGAUUCAAAAACAGUAAUAUUGAAAUUGAGAGAAAGGACAAGUUUUGACAGAAAAUAAAGAUGGAGCCCUGUGAUGUCUGACUACCUGGAUCAUGGGGGGAAAGAAAUUUAAAAAAUGGAGUAGUCCAGGCAACUGCAGCUUAGCAAUUCUCAGAGGUGGACAAAAAGGGAGGAUUUGAGAAAUAUUUAUAUCCUCCAAUGAGAGUGAAACGGAGGAAAUGGGCGUGAAGAAAGGGAAUACUAUAAAAAGUCGGAAUAGUACCGUAUAUACCCGAAUAUAAGCUGAGUUUUUCAGCCCUUUUUUAAGGCUGAAAAAACCUCUCUCGGCUUAUAUUCGGUUCAAGCCUAGCAGGAGAGCCUGGAGGCGAGGCUCCGAAGCUGGUUGGCCAUGGAGGAGGAGGACGAGUGGCGGGGAUGGCACAGGGGGUCCCAGUCAAAGGCUCCUAUGCCUCCGCGCAGCUGUUCCUCCCAAUCCUCCUCCUCCUCCUCCAGCUGGCCAUGAAGCACGAAGAGAGGGAGGAAGAGGAGAAAGCACGCAGGCAGCACUGGGGUCGCCACUGCCGCUGCCCCUAAUCCUCCUCCUCUCCCUCCAGUUGAGAAUGGCAAGGAAGAGGGGGAAGGGAGGAGAGAAACGGCACAGGCAGCACAUGGGCCCUGCCUCCCAACAAUCCUCCUCCUCCUCCUUCUCCUCCAGCUGGACACACAGAAAAGGGAGAGGGGGAGAAAUGGCUAAAGAGCAAGGCAGGGAGGAGAAAGCAGCUCAGAAAACUUUGUGCCCUGUACUGCUGAUCCUUCCUCUACACUCCUCAGAAUGGGGCCAGGCUGCAGCGUGCCUGACUGCCUGCAUGCCUUCCGGUAACCUCAGGUGUUUCCUUAAAGGGCUAGAGACACCAAACAGGAGAGGAACUGCACUCUGGCACCACCUAAAUUAACAGAGGGUCAGUGCCUCCCUUCCAAAUAGGGCCUGUCCUAUACUAUACUACAACUCCCAGUACUGAAGAAAAACACCAAAGGCUCAGUUCUGUUUAAGGUAAAUAAUUUCUAGCCCUUCAAAAGGCUCUAUCAAAUAUAAUCUGGUGGAUGGAACAGCACAGGAUUUUAUCAGAAAGUAAUUGUUGAGCCCAAACCCCAAUCACCAGAUAUGUAUGUCUAGAAAAACAGAAGUUUUACAAGAUCCCAAGAUUUGUAGUUUUACAAGGUCUUUAGCUUUCAACGCCAAAGAUGCAUGGCAUAUAACUUCAACUGCCAUGGCUCAAUGCUAUGGAAUCCCAAGAUCUGUAGUUUUACAAGGUCUUUAUCUUUCACUGCCAAAGAGUGCUCGUACCAUACCAAACUACUGCUGCCAGGACUCUGCAGCAGUGAGCCAUCUUGCAUAUUGGGAGGGAUACAUUACAAAGUUGGCCAUCUUGCAAGUGAUUAAGAAGGCUAUUUUGGAUAUUAGGAAAGGGCAGCCAUCUUAAAUAAUGGGAGAGGAAAGAAGGAGCGGGUGACCAUCCUGAAGAACAUUCUUUUUUAAAA